AUGGCUUCAAAACGUCUCACGAUCGUCAUCAAAUUAGGGACGAGCUCCAUCGUGGAUGAGAACACCCAUGAGCCUAUACUGUCUAUAUUAACCUUAAUUGUGGAGACCGCCGCAAAACUUCAUCGCGACGGACAUAAUGUUGUGCUCGUUUCGUCCGGUGCUGUCGGCGUUGGUUUACGGAGAAUGGAUAUCGACGAGAGGCCGAAACACUUGCCCCGUAUACAGGCCUUGGCCGCGGUUGGGCAAUGUAGACUGAUGAGUCUUUGGGACGGUCUUUUCUCGCAUCUCCGUCUCCCGGUCGCACAGAUCUUGUUGACCAGAAAUGACAUUGCGGAUAGGACACAAUAUCUCAAUGCCCAAAAUACCUUCGCACAGUUAUUCGACAUGGGUGUGAUCCCCAUAGUCAAUGAGAACGACACUCUCGCUGUCUCGGAAAUCAAAUUCGGUGACAAUGACACACUGUCGGCAAUAACAGCAGCUAUGGUCAAAGCCGAUUACCUCUUCUUAAUGACGGAUGUCGACUGUCUAUACACAGCUAACCCACGCCACAACCCAGAUGCGAAGCCUAUCGAGGUUGUCACGGAUAUUUCGUCUUUGGAGGCCGAUGUCUCGUCUGCCGGAUCUUCUUUAGGGACAGGAGGCAUGAGUACCAAGAUUGUCGCUGCUAAAUUGGGGACCAGUGCGGGCGUGACCACAAUCAUUACCAAAAGCUCUAAACCGGGUAAUGUCCAUGAAAUUGUCAGAUACCUUCAGCAAACGGAGCAACUUGGCCUGGAGUCUGGAGAUUCUACGAGCUCGUUAGAAUUGCGCACACCGCCCCCACUACACACUCGAUUCAUUCCUUCGCAAACCCCAAUUCAGUCCCGAUCUUUCUGGCUCCUUCAUGGCCUGAAACCAAGAGGUACACUAUAUAUCGAUCAUGGUGCUUAUAGUGCUCUCCAGAAAAAGGCUGGCUUGCUCCCGGCAGGCGUUGUGGGGGUGGAAGGUCAUUUCGGCCAACAGGAAGCAGUGCGCUUGGUUGUGGUUGAGAAGAUCUCGCCAGACGCCCUGAAUGGGGAGUUCCUACACCAUGGCCAGGAGCCGAAGGAAGUUGGGCGUGCCCUAGUCAAUUACGGCAGCAGUGAAAUCGUCCGCAUCAAGGGCCAGAGAAGCACACAUAUUCAAUCACUACUCGGUUAUGCAGAUAGUGAAUAUGUGGCUCUUCGAGAGAACAUCUCUUUCACACAGAGUAACGACAGUCCACGUCAUUGA
Molecule: messenger RNA, 1251 nt
Organism: Aspergillus welwitschiae
Lineage: Eukaryota; Fungi; Ascomycota; Eurotiomycetes; Eurotiales; Aspergillaceae
Product: glutamate 5-kinase
Exons: 5
Coding region: 1-1251 (416 amino acids)
Cellular component (GO): cytoplasm; cytosol
Molecular function (GO): glutamate 5-kinase activity; RNA binding; ATP binding
Source: RefSeq, a predicted model, not a curated record